Molecule: messenger RNA, 4200 nt
Organism: Papilio machaon (common yellow swallowtail)
Lineage: Eukaryota; Metazoa; Arthropoda; Insecta; Lepidoptera; Papilionidae
Exons: 1
Coding region: 154-4200 (1348 amino acids)
Biological process (GO): DNA integration
Molecular function (GO): nucleic acid binding
Source: RefSeq, a predicted model, not a curated record
UAAGUGUAUAAUCUGUGCGCGGCUGCUGCGUCUGCCGUCAGUUUGACAAUGACGUCAAUAAACCAGUCUGCACUAAGCUAGCGGUCGUAUCAUUACUCCCUAUAUCUAACAGUGGCGACGAGGAUUCGAAAUACCCACUUAUGAAAAUUAAAAAUGGCAGUGUCGUAUUUCGGUGUUUUAUCGUGUUUCGAUCAUAAUGUACAUACGUGGAAGGUGUACAAAAGUCGCAUAACGUUGUGGUUUAUUGCGAACGAUAUAAAUCACUUAAAUGAUGCGGCGGGAGUGAAGCGACGCGCUAUACUGCUCAGUGCGCUCAGCGAGGGUACAUACAAGCUGGCAACGGAUUUGGCGUUGCCAAAGGAGCUGCAAGACGUAUCCUAUGAAGACAUCCUAGCCCUGCUCGACGCGCAUUUUACGCCAAGGCACAUCGGGUUCAGCGCGCGGCAUAAGUUUUACGCGGCGGCACAACAACCGACCGAGUCGCAUACACAAUGGGCGGCGCGGCUGCGAGGGUUGACGUUGGGUUGUGACUUCAGUAACCUGGAAGAAGCCGUAAGGGACCGCUUCAUAAUGGGCAUGCUGCCAAGCAUCGAGAAGGAGGAGCUAUACGGCAAGGAAUUGGCCAGUCUGCCUUUGUCCAUGGCGGUGGAACUGGCUGAGAGCAUCCAGUGCGCACGGGCGGGAGCCGCCUGUGCAGCGGCCGCGUCCAGAGUCGGCGACAUCGUGCCUACGGACGCUUCGGUUAAUAUUGGACAACAUAGUAAGCAAAGUGUCAGUGUGAGCAGUAGUGAAAAGGUGAUGUGCGGCGACGGUGACCAUAAGACUUUGGAGUCUCGUCGUUCCGACUAUAGUUCUAGAAAGCGCAACCAAAAAGUUCAUGUAAAAAGUGUGUGUAGCAAGGCGAACCUGGUGGCGUCAGCCGAGACGGACGAGAACGACGACGGUGAGUUGUAUCAUAUCCGAUCGUUUAUGGGGGAGCCAAUGGUGGAGUUUAUUGAGUUAAAUGGUGUUAGGUUGAAAUUUGAAAUCGACAGCGGCUCGGCCGUAACGGUUAUUUCGGAAACCAGUUAUAGACGGCAUUACAAUAAGGUAUCUUUGUCUCCUUCGAAAAAAAAAUUAUUGGGUUACACGGGCGAAAAGAUACAUUGUUUAGGGGUUAUGUCUCAGUCGCAGAUAUUGUAUGGCGGGGUCACCCACGCCAUAGACGUCUAUGUAGUACGCGGCGGGGGCCCGGCACUUCUCGGCAGGGAUUUUAUUUCAAAAUUCAAUCUGGAACUAGCACCGGUUAAAUAUUGUGAAUCUAUUUCAAUAGAACAACUCCAGGCUCGGUAUGCAAAAACAUUUUCUGACACUUUAGGGACGUUUAAAAAAUAUAAAAUCAAAUUAUAUUUAAAAGAUAAUUCAAAGCCGAUUUUUUUUAAAGCCCGGCCUAUAGCGUUCGCUCUCCGAGACAAAGUUACUGAAGAGAUCGAUAGGUUAGUCGAUUUAGGGGUCCUUAAACCUAUAGACCAUUCUGAUUACGCAUCUCCCAUCGUACCGGUCCUUAAGCGAAACGGCUCCGUUAGGAUAUGUGCCGACUACGCUGUGACUAUAAACAAACAACUCGUCGUCGAGCAAUACCCCCUGCCCACGGUAAAUGAACUGUUUUCAAAGCUGCACGGCGGUGAACAGUUCACCAAGUUAGACCUGUCAAGCGCAUACAACCAACUUUGUCUCGACGAGGAAUCGCAGAAGUUGACGUGUAUCAACACGCACAGAGGUCUGUACCAAUACACGCGGCUCGUGUUCGGUCUUGCGUCGGCCCCGGCGAUCUUCCAGCGCGCUAUGGAAACCGUUUUGUCAGGCUUAGACGGGGUGUUGUGUCUCCUCGACGACAUACUCGUUACCGGUCGGAAUAGGGAAGAACAUUUGAGUCGCCUAGGUGCCGUAUUACAAAGGCUCGAGGAAGCCGGCCUUUCAUUGCAGAAAGAAAAGUGUGAAUUUUUUAAAAACGAGAUCAGUUACCUGGGUUAUGUGAUUAACAAGUAUGGGUUAAAGAAAUCGCCAGAAAAAGUUAAGGCAAUAAUGGAUGCACCUAGGCCGACUAAUGUAAGUCAACUCCAGUCGUUUUUGGGUCUUGCUAAUUAUUAUAGAAAUUUUGUACCGGGCGCUUCUACUGUUUUAAGUCCCUUGUACGAUUUAUUGAAAAAAAAUAGUAAAUGGGAAUGGUGCAAGGUUCACUCAGACGCAUUCCUUUCAAUUAAAAAAUUUUUAGCAUCGGAUUCCGUCCUGGCUCACUUCGAUCCGAAUGCUAAACUUAUCUUAACUGUGGAUGCGUCCCCUACCGGCCUCGGCGCGAUACUAUCCCAAGUAGGAGUAGACGGCGCGGAGCGGCCGGUCUCGUUCGCGUCGCGCACACUCACGCCAGCGGAGAAACGGUACUCGCAAAUUCAAAAAGAGGCGACGGCGAUCAUUUUCGGCGUACGCCGUUUUCAUCAAUAUUUGUACGGUCGAUCGGAUCCGUUUAUUUUGCGAACAGAUCAUAAGCCUCUAAUUACAAUAUUUGGCCCGCAUAAAGGCAUUCCAGAGGUAUCGGCUAAUAGGCUGCAACGGUACGCAUUGUUUCUUAGCGCUUACAAUUUUAAUAUUGAAUAUGUCCGCAGCACCGAUAACAGCGCGGAUUAUCUAUCGCGUGCGAGCCUGGUGGGGGCGAGCGAGAGCGGCGCGAGGGCCGCGGAGGCGGGGCGUGCGUCAUGCGCAGACGCUGCCGCGGCGCUGUGCGACAGGGCCGCGUAUGUUUGUUUCGUGGUGGACGGAACGCUGCCGAUAACCGUUAGCGAGCUGCGACACGAAACAUCUAAAGAUGUUAUAUUGAGUCGCGUCGUUAAUUAUGUUUUAAACGGCUGGCCAAAUAAAAUAGCUGAUUUAAAAUUAAAACCGUAUUUUUUGUGCCGCAAUCAGCUAUCGGCCGAAAACGGUUGCCUUAUGAGAGGACAUAAAGUCGUUAUUCCUGCAACGUUACGUAAUCGUGUGCUCAGCGAAUUGCAUAUUUCUCAUUUAGGCAUCGUAAAGACCAAGGCCGAAGCUAGGGCGAGAUUUUGGUUUCCGGGCGUUGAUGACGCAAUUGAAAAAUUAAUAGGGUCAUGUGAUGUGUGUAACCGGUUAAGGUCGUCACCACCACGGGCUAAAAUGUCGCCGUGGGAAUUCCCUCCACGACCGUUCUACCGGGUACACGUUGAUUUUUUGGGUCCGCUAAAUGGUCGUACAUACCUGGUGGUCGUAGACGCGUACACGAAGUGGGUUGAGGUGUACGAUAUGUGUACUAGCACGGGUUCUAGUGCAGUGAUCGAACGGCUACACGAAUAUAUCGCGCGGUUUGGACUACCGAAAACGAUUGUCAGCGACAACGGAACCGCGUUUGUUUCACAGGAAUUUUCCAGCUUCUGUGUAAGGAAUGGUAUUUCGCACCUAACGUCGCCGGCAUAUCAUCCCGCCAGCAAUGGCCAGGCUGAAAGCUUGGUUAAGGUAGUCAAAAAGGGCAUCAAAAGUAGCGUUUUGAGUAGCCGUGCGCCGAAAGAAAGCAAGUUAAGAUUACUAAAAUUUCUGUUCGAUUACCGCAACUCCAUACACUCCACCACGGGUUUCUCUCCAGCUGAGCUGGUGUUUGGGCGGAAGCUCAGAUCGCGGUUGGACUUAAUGAAUCCCAGGGUACCGCCGUCGUCGUUCGCCGGCCUCGCAGAUGUUGUUAAAACGAAACAACGCUUGCAAACAAAAGCGCGUGGCGGGAAAAACAUACAUUUUUUUUCGCUGGGCGACCAAGUUUUGUAUAAAAGACUUAUAGGUAAUAGCAAAUUCACGUGGCUAAAAGGGACAGUAGUACAGAGACUAGGGAACGUAAUGUAUUUAGUACGGGAUAAUGCCUCUCUAUGUACUGUCAAGAAACACAAAAAUCAAUUAAUGCUAUGUAAGACAGAUAGUUCAACUAGAUGGGACUACGACGAUGUAGACGUCGGUAGCCCAGCAGCAAGAACUUCCUCUCAGCAGCCGGGUGUUGCGCAGGAUACUACUGUCCGUAGUCAGCUUCAGGGGGAGGGUGAAGAGGCAUGCUCGCCUCCGGCUACACCACCUCUGAACCAUCCCAAUGUCACUGUGACUAGAGGGGUUAGGCGCCCUGUGUUAAAUGAGGAAAGUGAAGGGAAUGAUCUUCUCCAAUUUAUGUAA